This is a messenger RNA of Salvia hispanica, 2204 nucleotides long. RefSeq lists its product as uncharacterized. Gene Ontology annotation, biological process: carbohydrate metabolic process. Gene Ontology annotation, molecular function: catalytic activity; carbohydrate binding. Lineage: Eukaryota; Viridiplantae; Streptophyta; Magnoliopsida; Lamiales; Lamiaceae. The record is from RefSeq and is a predicted model, not a curated record.
AAUCUGUAAAAAUCAAACAACAAACAGAAAUUGAAGAGUAAAAGAUAUUACUCCAAAUCUUUCUCAUCUCUCUCUCUCUGGAAUACACACGCCCUUUUUUAUGGGUAAAUUUAAGAAAGCAAUCAAGAAACUUUGGAGGUGUGCGUCAGGGACUUCGGAAGCUUGUGGAGUUGGAGUCAUGUCACCUAUAGGUUGUCGUUGGUAUAUUCAAGAUAAUCACGUGGUUCUAGAUAAUGGCAUACUGCGAGUCACAUUAUCGAACCCGGAUGGGAUUGUAACGGGUGUGUGUUAUAACGGCAUUGACAAUAUGCUUGAAGUUCUCAACGAUGAGAGUAACCGAGGGUACUGGGAUGUCGUAUGGAAUGCACUAGAUGGAAGCCGGGCAGGAGUCUUUGAAGUGAUCAAAGCCACGACUUUUAACGUUAUUAAGGACAGCGAGGAGCAAGUAGAAGUGUCUUUUUCAAGGCCAUGGGAUCCCUCUAUGCAAGGGAAGCUUAUUCCAUUAAACAUAGAUAAAAGGUUUGUUCUGUUACGGGGCUCCUCAGGAUUCUACACCUAUGCGAUAUACGAGCAUGUUGGUUCACCUGAAUGGCCUGCUUUUAGCCUUGGAGAAACCAGGAUUGCAUUCAAACUUCGAAAAGAAAAGUUUCAUUACAUGGCUAUAGCAGAUAACAGGCGCAGAUUCAUGCCCCUGCCAGAUGACCGACUACCCAACAGAGGCCAGCCUCUCGCCUAUCCAGAGGCGGUCCUACUGACUAAUCCCGUUGAGCCCGAACUUAAAGGAGAAGUCGAUGACAAGUAUCAGUACUCGUGUGACAACAAGGAUCUGAAGGUCCAUGGCUGGAUCUCCAUGGAUCCUCCUGCCGGAUUUUGGCAAAUAACACCUAGUGAUGAGUUCCGCUCAGGCGGACCCCUCAAACAAAAUCUAACCUCUCACGUGGGACCGACAACACUGGCUGUUUUUAUUAGCGGUCACUAUGCUGGGGACGAUCUGAAUCCAAAGUUCGGUCAGGGAGAGCCGUGGAAGAAAGUAUUCGGCCCUGUUUUCAUAUACGUUAACUCCGUGAUGGAUGGACAAGAUCCACUUACACUGUGGGAUGAUGCCAAGAGACAGAUGUCAGUCGAAGUCCAAAGCUGGCCUUACAACUUUCCGGCAUCAGAAGAUUUCGAAAAGGCAGACCAGAGGGGUAGUGUCAGCGGUAAACUAUUCGUUGCAGACAGGUAUGUCAGUAGUGAUAAUAUUCCAGCAAAUGGUGCUUAUGUGGGAUUAGCACCACCAGGAGAUGCUGGAUCAUGGCAGAGAGAGUGCAAGGACUACCAAUUUUGGGUAAGGGCAGACGAGACGGGUUAUUUUUCCAUCAACAAUGUCCGGACCGGGAACUACAAUCUUUAUGCAUGGGUCCCCGGCUUCAUCGGAGACUAUAAGAAUGAAGCUCCCAUUACCAUUACAUCAGGUGGUCAGAUCGACGUGGGAGAGAUAGUAUAUCAGCCUCCUAGAGAUGGUCCGACCCUCUGGGAAAUCGGGAUCCCUGACCGUACUGCUGCAGAGUUUUACGCCCCGGAUCCUGAUCCCAAAUAUGUCAACCGGCUCUUCAUCAACCAUCCAGACAGGUUCAGGCAGUACGGACUCUGGGACAGGUACUCGGAGCUGUAUCCAAAUGAAGACUUGGUUUACACGGUUGGCAAGAGCGACUACACGAAAGAUUGGUUCUAUGCACAAGUUAACAGGAAAAAGCCAGACAACUCGUAUCAGGGGACAACGUGGCAGAUCAGGUUCGUGCUAGACACUGUCAUUCCAAACGGAAUCUACAAACUGCGCGUGGCGAUUGCAUCUGCAUCCUUAGCUGAGCUACAGGUUCGAGUGAACAACCCAAAGGCGAACAGACCGUUGUUUUCAAGUGGGCUGAUCGGGAGGGACAACUCGAUUGCUAGGCACGGAAUCCACGGGCUGUAUUGGCUGUACAGUGUGGACAUACAAAGUAGUGCACUUGUGCAAGGUGACAACACCAUAUUUUUCACUCAACCAAGAAAUCAAAGCCCUUUCCAAGGCCUUAUGUAUGAUUACAUUCGACUUGAAGCUCCUCCACAAUAAGGCGUAUAGGUUUUCGUAUUUUUUUCCGAUGUGUAAAUGUUGAUGAUGCACUCGAAUAUUUCAUCAUAUAUACUACUCUGUCCGUCUCUACAUUAUUAUCUCUCUUACUUUA